Messenger RNA from Ectocarpus sp. CCAP 1310/34, 2393 nucleotides. NCBI's taxonomy places the organism in Eukaryota, Phaeophyceae, Ectocarpales, Ectocarpaceae. The record is from the annotation of a GenBank genome assembly.
AUGUUUGUCUUCUCAAACAACAAGGCAGGCAUGGGGAGUGUGGACAAGGAAAAGGUCAAUCACAUCAUCUACGAGAUGAGCAAGAACUCGUCCUACUUUAAGCAGGCUAAGCUUCAGGACGACAAACUUGAUCAGAAGGCAUGUAUCAUGCGUGUGCUCAAUGUGGCGGUGGCAGAGAUGAAGGUGAAACUCAAGGCACUGGGCGGCGUUCGCAAGGCCCAGCUUACCCGCCAGGCGGACAAGAUAGCGACAGAGCUGGAAGCACAGCGACAGCUCGAUGAUGUCUGUCUUGUGAUAGACAUGGACAUGUUUUAUGCGGCCGUCGAAGUCAGAGAUCGGCCCGAGCUCGCGGACAAGCCGGUCGCUGUUGGCGGCGAAAGCAUGAUCAGCACGACGAACUACCACGCCCGGCUCAAGGGGGUCAGGAGCGCUAUGCCGGGCUUCAUCGGCAGAAAGCUUUGUCCCGAGCUGGUGUUCGUCAAGCCGGACUACGAAAAGUACACGGUGGUGGCGGAGCAAAUACGGGAGAUAUUUCGCGAGUACGACCCCCGUAUGCGCGCUUACAGCCUGGACGAGGCCUACCUGAACGUCACCAAGGUAUUGUGUGAGAGACUGGGGUUGGACGGGUCGAACGCUCCAGCGGGAACGAAAGAGGCAGGGGUGGCGGCGUCGGCGGCGGCAGCGGGCGCACCAGAACAUGUUUGCUCGGUCACCUACGAGGCUGAAGCGGACACGAGCCGGCGACGACGUAUGGGCUCAAAUGUAAUGUACACAGAGAAAAGGUACGAGGGGGACGAGGAGGACGAGGAAGAGGCGAGAGAUGGCCGAAGCUGGGAGAAGAGGAACCCAAGAGAAACGCGGCGGAUUAGGCUGUUUGAGGCCGCUCGAGUCCUGGCGGAAGAAAUCAGAGCGAGGAUAAGGGAAGCUACCAAGCUCACGGCGAGCGUCGGCAUCGGUCCGAACUUCAUGCUAGCAAAGAUAGCUUCAGACUGGAACAAGCCGGACGGGCAAAUGUGCAUAGGGGGUGACCGUGCGGAGGUGCUGCGGUUCCUGCACGAUCUUCCUGUCCGAAAGAUCGGUGGCGUGGGCAAAGUGCAAGAGAAGUGCUUGAGAGAGGCGCUCGGCGUUGUUACAUGCGGGGAUCUGUUUAGGGAGCGGGGCGCUGUUAUCCAUGUCAUGACCCCGCACACAUCGCGAUGGCUGAUCAAGGCCUGCUAUCCCGACGCGGGCAAGGAGCGGACCUUCGGCGAGCUGUCGGCGCCCAGAGACCUCCUAGAUAAGUGUCGAGAGAUCUGCGACUCCCUCGCGGCCGAAAUGGCAACCAAGGGGCUCGAGGCCAAAACCGUCGGGCUCAAGGUUAAGACCACCAAGUUUCAGGUCCGUACGCAGGACUCCACGGGCCACGCGUACGUCAGCUCGGCGGACGACCUAUUCUCCGCGGCAUCGGCCCUUCUCCAACGGGAGAUACAGGGUGCCGCCGCCGCCUCCGCCCCGGGGGGGAAGCUGCGCCUCCGGCUAAUAGGGGUCAGGGCCUCCGGGUUUCGGGGCCAGGCUGGAGCCCCGGUUUUGCCUGGACAGGCGACGCUUGACGGGUUUCUUUCUUCGAAGGCGGCCGAGGGGGGGUGUCAAGGGGGAGAUGAGAGCGGGAACGACGACACGCGGCAGCGGAGGAAGGAGAGGGUGGACACCGCGGGGGGGGUAGAACAACAACCCGCGGGGUAUUUUUCGCGCCCGUCGAGGCCAACGCCUGCCGCGAUGGAGCACCCGUUCGUCGGCGGUGGUCAGGGUCGCCCUGGUUCUCGUCCGCGAAGUAAGGAACUACUGCGGGGGCUGCAGCCGGCGACGGGUAUCCCGCGUAGCGGGUUGUUAGCGACAGCAGCGGCGAAUGUAUCUUGUCCUGUGUGCGGGGAAGAGCUAGGUGCAGCGUCCAACGCGGCGCUAAAUCGCCACCUAGACGCGUGCUUGGGAGUGUGUGCACCCGCGGGCGAGGAGGAGGGGGGGGGAGUGGGCGGUGGAGGGACCGGCCGUCGGAGAUCGAAGGAAGAGGCCUUCCCGAAGAAGCGCGCAAAGGUUUCGAGCUCGGGGAUCGAACGGUUCCUCACAUCAAAGGAAUUUGUGUAGUGUUAUUUUGGUGACGUGCCUUUGUGUGUGUACAUGAGUGGUGUUCGUUGCUUUCAUACCACCAUGUGUAAAAUUUUCUAGCCAUGUGUUUCGCUAUGCCAGUUUUGUACGUCUGCUCUUGUCUUGGCUUGAUCGUCAGUGGACAAGCGGUCUGAGAGAAGGGAGCAGUGUUCAUCCAAACCCGUUUGGACCGUUGUACAUCUGGGCUCGUCUCACGCUUUCUCAGGGGAAUGUUAAAGCCGUUCGAUGUUGUGUGAGGUAACACACCGCCA